Cornus florida is the source of this 3011-nucleotide messenger RNA. RefSeq names its product cation/H(+) antiporter 20. Gene Ontology annotation, biological process: regulation of pH; proton transmembrane transport. The record is from RefSeq and is a predicted model, not a curated record. The coding region runs from base 207 to 2705 and encodes 832 amino acids. NCBI's taxonomy places the organism in Eukaryota, Viridiplantae, Streptophyta, Magnoliopsida, Cornales, Cornaceae. Gene Ontology annotation, molecular function: antiporter activity. The transcript has 4 exons. Gene Ontology annotation, cellular component: endomembrane system; membrane.
CAAGCACAAUAACAAGACCCCUUUCUCACUUUUGUAGUUCACCAUACAGGGUUUGGCUCCCUCAAAAAUUUCCAGUGAAUUCUAUAGAGUACUGAAUACACACACACACACACACACACACACACACACAUACGUUACAUAUAUAGUCUUCAACAUUGAGUAGAGUCUGUGCACUUUAGCACACAGUUGAUCAUCAACUACAAAUCAUGGUGUUCAAUAUAACCUCCAUUAAGACAUCAUCCAAUGGAGUUUGGCAAGGUGAUAACCCCCUACACUAUGCCUUCCCAUUGUUGAUAGUCCAAACCACCUUAGUCCUCGUCCUCAGUCGCUCUCUUGCCUUCCUUCUCAAGCCCAUGCGCCAACCCAAAGUCAUUGCAGAGAUAGUUGGUGGAAUUAUUCUCGGACCAUCAGCUUUAGGCCGAAACAAAGAAUACUUGCACAGGAUUUUCCCGUCAUGGAGUACUCCGAUCCUCGAGUCGGUCGCGAGCAUCGGCCUCCUCUUCUUCCUCUUCCUUGUCGGCCUCGAGCUCGACCUAAGCUCGAUCGGCCGUAGUGGCAGAAGAGCUUUUGCUAUCGCUGCAGCCGGAAUCUCACUACCGUUCAUCUCCGGUGUUGGAGUCGCCGUAGUCCUCCGAAAAACAGUUGAAGGAGCCGACAAAGUCGGCUUCGGUCAAUACCUAGUCUUCAUGGGAGUGGCUCUCUCCAUCACUGCCUUCCCGGUGCUGGCCCGCAUCUUGGCAGAGCUCAAGCUGCUCACGACACGCAUCGGCGAGACGGCCAUGGCCGCGGCCGCAUUCAACGACGUGGCCGCAUGGAUCCUACUAGCCCUGGCCGUAGCCUUGGCGGGAAACGGUGCGGGUGGACCCCAAAAGAGCCCCAUCAUAUCUUUAUGGGUACUACUAUCAGGUGUUGCUUUUGUUGCCUUCAUGAUGGUCUUUAUCAGACCCGUCAUGGACCGGGUCGCUAAACGGUGUUCGCCCGAUCAUGACACCAUCGACGAAGCAUAUAUAUGCUUGACUCUAGGCGCUGUGAUGGUGUCCGGGUUCAUGACAGACUUCAUAGGCAUUCAUUCGAUAUUCGGAGCGUUUGUUUUCGGUCUGACCAUUCCGAAAGGAGAGUUUGCUGAGAGAUUGAUUGAGAGGAUAGAAGAUUUUGUGUCCGGGUUGCUUUUGCCGCUUUACUUUGCGUCCAGCGGGUUGAAGACCGACGUGGCGAAGAUAAGUGGCGGAAAGGCGUGGGGGCUGUUGGCGCUCGUGAUCACGACGGCGUGUGCCGGGAAGAUAACCGGUACCUUCGCGGUGGCAAUGAUAUGUAAGAUUCCGGCGAGGGAGGCGUUGACGCUGGGGGUGCUCAUGAAUACCAAAGGAUUGGUGGAGCUUAUUGUGCUCAACAUCGGCAAGGAGAAAAAGGUGCUUAACGAUGAGGUGUUUGCUAUAUUAGUCCUCAUGGCAUUGUUCACCACCUUCAUGACAACCCCAACGGUGAUGGCCAUCUACAAACCUGCCCGGAACAUCCCCUCCCGGACCUUCCGCCGCCUACAAUCUGCCUCUGAAAGCAUCAAAGAUGAGCUAAAGAUCCUCGCAUGCGUUCACGGACCAGGGAACGUACCCUCACUCAUCAACCUCAUUGAGUCAACUCGGUCUACCAACAAGUCCGGACUCAAACUAUACAUCAUGCACCUCGUUGAGCUCACAGAACGGUCAUCGUCAAUCGUGAUGGUCCAACGCUUCCGAAAGAACGGCUUUCCGUUCAUAAACCGCUUCCGUCAGGGUGAGUUACACGACCGAGUCGGGGUGGCGUUCCAAGCAUACGGACAACUCGGCCGAGUUAACGUCCGACCCAUAACUGCCAUAUCAGCAUUGCCCACAAUGGACGAGGACAUAUGCCAUGUGGCGGAAGACAAGGGGGUGACAAUGAUCAUAUUGCCUUUCCACAAACAAUGGAGGAAAGAGAUGGGUGAGGUUGAGGUAGAGAACAUGGGACACGGGUGGAGAGGCAUCAAUCAGAGGGUGCUGAAGAACGCACCGUGUUCCGUGGCGUUGCUUGUGGACCGUGGAUUCGGCGGUGGGUCCCAACAGACACCAGGACCCACAGCCACAGUGGCACAGAGGGUGUGUGUGGUGUUCUUUGGUGGUCCGGACGACAGGGAGGCCUUGGUGUUGGGUGGUCGGAUGGCAGAACAUCCGGCUGUUAAAGUGACCGUUAUAAGGUUCAUUGAGAAAGAAGGGUUGGAAGGUAAUGGCAUUGUGUUGCGCCCAUCGCCAAACAAGUGUAGAGAGAAGAGUUAUAGCUUCUCAACUGCCACCAUCAACAUUAACCGCGAGAAGGAGAAGGAGUUGGACGCAGGGGCGGUGGUGGAGUUCCAAAGGAAGAAUGAGGGAAUGGUGGAGUACAUAGAGAAGGUGGCAAGCAAUGUCAUGGAGGCAGUGUUGGAGAUAGGGAGAAGAAGGGACUAUGACCUUAUCGUUGUAGGGAAGGGUCGGUUCCCAUCGACGAUGGUGGCAGAGCUGGCGGACUGCCAAGCUGAGCACGCCGAGCUAGGGCCCAUUGGAGACCUGCUGGCCUCAUCAAACCAAGGGAUUGUUUCUUCAGUGCUUGUGAUUCAAGAACAUGAUGUAGCCCAUGUAGAGGAGGCUCCAGUGUCAAAAAGGUUUCAAAGAGAAGAUGACAGAGUCGCAGCCAAUGGGUCAUCCAGUAUGGUAUAGAGAUCACCAAGGACUUAAAAUGUGACAUAAAUAAAUUGGAUGCAUAAUUGUUUGUCGCUUAUAAGUUUCAGUUCAGUCCAAAAAUCCAGGGAUAUAUCGCUAUAGGUACCUUGAGAUACUCUAUAGGUCUGAACUGCUAUAUUUUUCUUAUCCAUAGAUACAAGAAAGUUGCAAAUAAGACCCACUGCCUUGUGUCUAUAUGGAUAAGAAAUUGCAGCGUGUAACGAGUAUAUUAAUUGUGCAUAGCAGAAGUUGAUGUUUCGUUUGACAAAAAAAAAAAUGGUAGUUAAAAUUGUUUCUGGUUGA